CAUAAACCCGAUUAUUACGAGAAUCUAAAUUAACCUUCCAAAAAAUCAAGGGAUCCUUAAUCUAAUCGAAUUAUGAAGUUGCUACGUAUGUGACUUGAAGUUCUGUUGAGAGUCUUGUCUUGAGACCAUGAGGUUUAAGAGCCACUCUGUCGCCGCCGCUGCUGCAACUUUCAACUCUCGUUGUUUCCGUGACCACAACACAAACAGAAUGAAUCGUCGCGCAAAGCUUUCCCUCUUGAACGCGUUCUUCAGAACCCGACGCCCUUUUCACCAAUCCCCAAUUGCUGCUCCAUUCACUCCACCGACCCACGUCGCGUCCACCUCAAAGUUCCACUCUUUUUCCAAUACCCCUCACACCCACUUCGCGAUUCGGCAUAAUCCGAGAAGUUUCAGUGGUGGGUCCGGUGUGUUGGACCACACCAAGGAGGUGGACACCAUCAACCUCAAGUUUGCAGAGGCGAGGGAAGAGAUAGAGAUGGCGUUGGAGUCCAAAGACACCGUUUAUUUCGACGAGGAAGCCGAGUGUGCACGGGCCGCUGUCAACGAGGUUUUGAGCAUGUUCGAGGGGCUGUUGGCUAAGUUGCCAGAGAGGGAAAGAGGAGUUUUGCAGAGGUCUAUGGGUCUCAAAAUUGAACAAUUGAAGGCUGAACUUGCACAAUUGAAUGAGUAAGAGGUUGAUUGUGUGGCUAGAAUUGUUUUAGGGUGUUUUAUUGGCUGUAGUUUUGAAUAAAUGCACUAGAAGCCUAGCCAAGCCAACUCUUCAUGACCUAUAUGUGAGGACUGACUAGUGAGUUGUGACUACUAUGGUUCUUUUCAUUUAAAGGGUUAUUCUUUUGGCAUUCUUGUUAUAGGGUUUGCACUUGUUGUAUUGGUUUAAUAAUAAGACCUUCAUUUAAAGGGAUGAUGUUGUUAUACCAACUCUUAGAUUUGCUGUUAGUGUGAGGAAACUAGUUGAUUGAGGUGCUUAUUAGAUAGUAUUAGGAAACUGAAAGUAACAAUCAAUAAACUUAUUUUUAGUUAUGAUAACUCAAAUUGUUGUUCACAUUUC
This is a messenger RNA of Glycine soja, 1048 nucleotides long. RefSeq lists its product as uncharacterized. Lineage: Eukaryota; Viridiplantae; Streptophyta; Magnoliopsida; Fabales; Fabaceae. The record is from RefSeq and is a predicted model, not a curated record. The coding region runs from base 128 to 670 and encodes 180 amino acids. The transcript has a single exon.